AUGUGAGCGUCGCGGCACAGACAGCCAGCCGCAGUCGUUUAAGCUCUUCCCAUAAUGCACUCCCCGAUCAUCAGCGGGAAACCAAAAUGGCGAACUUGCUUGGGGAAAAUGAACCGUUUGUUAUUUUCUGAGGAAGCCACAAACCCCGCAUGUUUUCCAGACACGCUUUAGAAGUGAAUUCAGUUGCUCGAAGAGCGGGAUAAGAGCGGCUCUUCUGUCCGGUUAUUUUUGUCGUACGAGUCGUUUGUGGAAACGGAGGUGACCGAAUGAGAGACUCAGGGGUUGUGGAUCACCUGUCUGUGCAUCACAGAGCUCAUCCCCCGCAGCAGCAGCGCCAGCAGCAGGCUGUGUCCUUGUCCCCCACAAGCCUUUCUGCCAGGGGAGAGUAUGGAGAAGACAGCAUGUCUGACAGAUUUUCAGAGGGACAGGAUGUCCUGGCCCGGUGGUCAGAUGGCCUUUUCUACUUGGGAACAAUUGCAAAGAUAGAUCGGGACAAGCACCGAUGUUUUGUGGUUUUUGAGGAUCGGUCAAAGUCUUGGGUUCUUUGGAAGGAUAUUCAAACAGGGGAAGAAGAUGAUGAGGAUGACGACGACGAAGACAUUGUGUGCUCCAUAUGCCAAGACGAGACUUCAGAGGAACCCAACGAGAUUGUCAUUUGUGACAAGUGUGGACAAGGCUACCACCAGCGGUGUCACUCCCCUGUCAUCGAUGCUGCUGUCAUCGACUCUGAUGACAAGUGGCUUUGCUCAGAGUGUGAGCUCACUUCUCUCGCUAAGACGGGUGGUCCACACAGAAGAGGGGCGUCUGCUAAAGAUUUUCUGCAGCAGGAACAGCAGCAGCCGCAGCACAUGGAGCUACACCUGUCCUUCCCAUACGUGCUGGAGGAGCUGGUGUGGGACCACGGCCACAAAACCAACAUCCAGCAGUGCUACUGCUACUGCGGCGGUCCAGGAGACUGGUACCUGAAGAUGCUGCAGUGCAACAUGUGUCAGCAAUGGUUCCACGAAGCCUGUCUCCAUUGCUUACAGAUGCCAAUGCUCUACGGAGAUAGGUUUUAUGUGUUUGUUUGUUCGGUUUGCAAUGGUGGACCGGAGUACCUCAGCCGUCUGCCUCUCAGCUGGAAGGAUGUCGCGCACCUGAGCCUCUACAACCUGAGUGUGAUCCACAAGAAGAAGUACUUUGACUCAGAAAUGGACCUGAUGGUGUACAUCAAUGAUAACUGGGAGCUGCUGCAGCUGGGUGAGCUCGCCAACACUCCACGAUCAGAACGAUAUGAAAAUGUUCUGGAGGCGCUUAACAAUAAUAGCUGCAUGUUCAUGUCAGGAAAGGAGGUGAAGAAAAAGAAGCACUUGUUUGGCCUGAGGAUCCGUUUUCCUCCUGUUCCCCCCAACUGUGACGAGCCAACCAGCAGAGUGAUGGAGAAGGCUUCACAUGAGAUAACCAUCAAGGGAUGCAAGUCCACUAAAGCACUGUCCGCCAUCAGAAGUCCCAGUGCUCUUACCAAUGGCACAGAGAAGAAGAAGAAAAAGAAGAAAAGAAAGAGGAAGCAAGGAGCACGCUCUCUGGAGACUCUGGCUAAACCACAACGCUCCAGUGAGCCCUCGUCCCAGGAAAUCAGGAAACCGCCACCGUUAGAGCCCCAUGCUUUGGAUCACUUUACAUCUGUCAAGAGUGACAGGUCUCUGCUGUCUUUAAAAACUUCAGAUGUGGAAUCCAUCGGCGCCCUGAGCACUUCAGAAACUACCUCAACUAGCAUUUCAAGACAGUCCAGCCUCUGCAGCUCCAGCAAGACGCGUACAGCAGCCCCUAUCAUGCCUGUUUCCCCUCCACCUUUAAAACGGAAACGUGGACGGCCACGGAGGGUCCCCCAGCCCCCCACCCCAGACAUCCCCCCUCCCAGCUACGCAGACCCACACCCCUCAGCCACAGAGUUGUUGAGUUCCCUCCCAGGGCUUCACUCUGCAGACAUAAUUCACGGCAUGGACCCCAACAGCCAGCUCACCCACCUAAAGAGCUCCAUCAGCAACUAUUUUGGAGCAGCGGGACGUCUGGCCUGCGGGGAGAAGUACAAAGUCCUGGCCCGACGGGUCACCCUUGAUGGCAAGGUGCAGUACUUGGUGGAGUGGGAAGGAGUCACUGCCUCAUAGGUUUUUUCACAUGUCGCUCGUCACUUCUAACUUUUCACCAGCACCCGUGGGACGUUUAUGUCUGUGCUGAGGACGUGUGUAUUCAGAGCAUUAACUGAUUAUAUGCCUUUAUUUAGUUUGGACAGGAGCAAGUUCUGCUUACUGUAAAGCCUACUGGUUCAGUCCAGUCCAGGGUGACUUUUACAGUUAUACACACCGUAUAUGUGUUUAAACAGUUUCAUGGACAGCACAAAGUUGUCACAAUAGCACAGCGUUUUUGUGCUGCUGUGAUUCCAACUUCAACUAACAGGUUUGAGUGUUUACAGAGAACAGCCCCUUUAUUCAGAUGCAAUUCAUUCAUCUGUAUACUGCACCUGUAGGCUUUCAGUGACCUGUUAUUGUGCUUAAUCCAGUGAUAUGCUUUCAUUUCAAGACACGUUAAUAAUAACUGUAACGUUGUAUUUUUUUUUUUUUCUUCAAAUAAUAUCUUUAAGUGUUAUCUUGGAGGAUAAGAGAAAGAUGGGGAAGUUUUAUUAACUAAUGCUUUUUUUUUUUUUUCCCUUCCCCCCACCCUACCACCACCACCAAAUGAGGUAAAUAAUAAUCUGCACCCACAGUCGUGCCCCGUCUCUCUCUAGUCCCAGCUACGAGUACCUCUCAGUGCCUUUGGCAGGCAUGUUGUUCAGCUCUGUGUUGGAAAGUGUGCUCGUUUGUGAGCGGUUAAGGAGAAACUCGAAGCAAAAGAGAUGUGCUGCUGCAAAUGUUUGUUUUAUAUAGAAGUAUACUACAUUGAUUAUUACCCUUUCUACUUGUUCUGUCUCUUGACUUUUCUGUUCAGCGGGGCAGUUUUUUGUUAUUUUAAUCAUGGAUUCACUUCACACAUCAAGUUGAUGGAAUAUCCGUUAGGUCGCCAGCUCAUUUUCAGUAACAGUUGGAUCAUUUCAGCUUAUACAAGGCAGUAUUUGUCAUGGAUGGUAACGUUCUCAAUUUUUAAAAAUGUAUUUGUCUACUCCUAAUAGUUUAAAUUCAAGUGUGGGAUUCUUAUAAUUAAUCUCUAAAAUUCACAAGCCCAUAUAUAAGGGCAUUCUUGGUAAAUUGUGUCACUUUGUUUUUGUCUACAUAAAUCUCCUUUUUAAAGUGUUUUGAUUUGAAUUAAAGAACCUAACUUGUUUUUUGUUUUUUUUAAUUUUGUCUGAUAGUAAAAUAAAAUCCUGCAUAAAAUGAAUGUUAUAUACCCACCAGGAGUUCAGAAUUGUUCCCUAUUCAUGUUAGUCCUUGUUAAAGCUGUUUGCGUAUUUAACUGGACCGCAUGACUCAACAGAAGGAAAGUUCAUCGUUAUGAUCAUUUGACUCAGGCUCUCAGUUUUGUGUGCGUCCGUGCGUGUGCGUGUGUGUACAACAAAAAACAUUGCACUUGGGUUUUUUUGUUUUUGCUUUCAUGUCAAGUUCACCUUGUGGUCUACACACUCAGGAUAUGCCCCAAAAAUGUCACUGCAAUGCAUAUGUCUGUUCGCUGUGUGGCAGGAGGUGUAAGUUGUUCUCAUAGUGUUGCUCAUCAGUAUUUUUUAUAUAUAUAUAU
Haplochromis burtoni (Burton's mouthbrooder) is the source of this 3705-nucleotide messenger RNA. RefSeq names its product metal response element binding transcription factor 2 (gene mtf2). NCBI's taxonomy places the organism in Eukaryota, Metazoa, Chordata, Actinopteri, Cichliformes, Cichlidae. The transcript is spliced from 15 exons. Bases 267 to 2147 code for a protein of 626 amino acids. Gene Ontology annotation, cellular component: nucleus. The record is from RefSeq and is a predicted model, not a curated record. Gene Ontology annotation, molecular function: chromatin binding; DNA binding. Gene Ontology annotation, biological process: chromatin organization; regulation of DNA-templated transcription.